AGCCGGGCGCGGGAGGAUGACGUCAUCUCCUUGUUGCGCGGUUUGCGCGGGUCGCGUGCUGUUUUGAACCGACCCUUGCGCCUCAGCUGACGGUCCCGGCCCAGAGCCUGAUUUGUGUCACUUCCUGAUUGGAUUCAGAGCAGAAUGCCGAGCUCAGCUCCGGGGGCCCCGGCAGCCGCCACCGCCGCCAUGCAGGAAGCAGUGGAGGGAGCCGGCAGAGUCAUAGACCGGUAUCUGCAGGAGGAGAGAGUUUACCCGGACCUGUCUGACUUCCUCAACAUCCCCGCUCAUAAUAGUCCCACAGUGUCGGGCAUGUCUGAGAUGGAUUAUCCCCUGCAGGGUCCGAGCCUGCUGAGCAUCCCCAACCUCCCGGAGCUCAGCGCCAUCCGCAGAGUGCCGCUGCCCCCGGAGCUGGUAGAACAGUUUGGACGUAUGCAGUGUAAUUGUAUGAUGGGCGUCUUCCCUGAGAUCAGCCGGGCUUGGCUGACUAUCGACAGUGAUAUCUUCAUGUGGAAUUACGAGGAGGGUGGGGACGUGGCUUACUUCGACGGGCUCAGUGAGACCAUUCUGUCUGUGGGACUUGUGAAGCCUAAGGAAGGUAUUUUCCAGCCUCACAUUCGCUACUUGCUCGUUCUCGCCACUCCUGUGGACGUCAUUAUUUUAGGACUAAGCCUCGCCAACAUGCAAACAGGAAACCCCAACGACAGCUUUUCUGCGGGAAUGCAGCUCCUUCCAGACCCCCUGUACUCCAUCUCUACAGAUAAUACCUACCUAAUAACCAUAACCUCUACAAACAAUGGCCGCAUCUUCCUUUCCGGCAAAGAUGGCUGCUUGUAUGAAGUGGCUUACCAGGCUGAAGCUGGAUGGUUCAGUCCAAGGUGCAGGAAAAUCAACCACUCGAAGAACUCGCUGUCGUUCCUUGUCCCGUCAGUGCUUCAGUUUUCCUUCUCAGAAGAUGACCCCAUCGUUCAGAUUGCUGUGGACAAUUCCAGGAACAUCCUUUAUACCCGCUCAGAGAAAGGUGUGCUACAGGUGUAUGACUUGGGGCUUGACGGCUACGGAAUGAGCAGAGUGGCUUCAGUGUCCCAGAACUCCAUCGUCUCCACUGCAGGGAAUAUCGCCAGGACAAUAGAUCGUUCGGUUUUCAAACCGAUUGUUCAGAUUGCUGUUAUUGAAAAAUCAGAAUCGGUAAAUUGUCACCUACUGGCUGUUACUCAUGCAGGUGUCCGCCUCUACUUCAGCACCGUUCCAUUUAGACAGCCUGCAGCUCGCCCCUGCAUGUUGUCUCUGGUGCACGUCCGCUUACCGCCUGGAUUUUCUGCCUCCUCCACAGUGGAGAAACCAUCAAAAGUCCACAAAGCCCUUUAUAACGAUGGUGUUUUGCUUAUGGCUGCUUCUGAAGAUGAAGAUCAUGACAUACUAUGGUGCAUCAAUCACGACUCCUUUCCUUUUCAAAGGCCACUGAUGGAGAUGCAGGUGACCGUAGCCGUGGACGGCCAUUCUUGGACUCUUGCUUCUAUUGAUGAAGUGAAGGCUGAGAAAGUUAUAACGCCGCUCAACAAGGAUUUCAUCCCGGUGACAGACCCUCCUGUGAUGACACGGCAACACAUUGUGCCCCCCAGGAAGUAUGUGCUGCUCUCAGCUAAGGGAAGCCAUAUUUUCCACAAACUCCGGCCAGUAGACCAGCUCCGAAAUCUUCUUGUCAUCAGUACUGGAGGAGAAGGGGAAGAUAUUGAGCGUUUCUUUAAACUACACCAGCAGGAUCAGGCCUCGGCAACCUGUUUAAUACUUGCGUGUUCUCAUUCUGCUUCUGACCGGGAGAUCUCGGUCUGGGCUACGCGGGCCUUUUUCAGAUAUGGAGGGGAAGCUCAGAUGAGAAUUCAGCCUUCUCUCCCUACCCCCGCCAACGCCGGUGCAAUGUUUGGUUCACCUCUGCUUGUCGGGUCACCCAUGCCUUUGAGCAGUCCAGUGGCAAUGCCGAGCUUCCUGGCUACACCUGCCCAAGGUGUCUACCCACCAAAUGUAUCUACGCCGAUGUAUUCUGCUGCAACCCCAGCCCAUCAGUCCGCUGCCCCUCUGUCGGGCGUAGCAGACGUUUUCUUUUCUGGGAAACACAACGGCAUUUGCAUCUAUUUUACCCGCAUUGUCAAUAAUAUCUGGGAUGGAAGCAUGAUUGUGGAAAGAAACUUCAAGAUCGAAAACCGAGACGUCACAGCGAUUGACAGCAGCUUCUCCCCCCACAUCCUGCAGUCGGUUUUAGAGGAGCUGAAAGGGUUACUGGAAUUUAUGGACAGAAACUCGCAGUUCGCUGCUGGCUCCAUGGGAAAUCCAAGCAGUUUUGGAACACCAGUCAAUAUCCAUCAGCGUUUGGGCAGCAUUGGACGCCAUGAAAUGGGAAGUUCUCAACAAGUCCAGCAAGAACUGCAGAGGAAGUACCACACUGAAGCCCAGCUCAUGGAGAAGACCUCUCUUCAAGGGAUCCACAUCUUGGUCAGAAAGACAUGUCAAGCCUUAGCGCUGUGGAAGCUGCUCUGUGAGCACCAGUUUCACCACAUCGUGUCUGAUCUGCAGAAGGAGCUGCAGGAGCAGCUGAAAAUGACCACCUUCAAAGAUUUAGUGACCCGAGACAAGGAGUUGACUGGAGCCCUGGUCGCAUCAUUGAUCAGUCAUUAUAUCCGUGAUAACGCGUCGGUGGAUGGAAUCAGUUCUCGCCUGCAAGAAGUCUGCCCGCUCUUCUACAGCCCUGAUGACGCCAUAUGCUCAAAGGCCAAUGAGCUUCUGCAGAGAUCCCGUCAGGCACAGAGCAAAUUCGAUAAAGAGUUAAUGCUCAGAGAGUCUCUGCGGGAGUACCAGAAAAUAAGCCAGCAAGUUGAUCUGGCCAAUGUUUGUGGACAGUACAGACAAGUGCGGUUUUACGAGGGUGUAGUAGAAUUGUCUUUGACUGCUGCCGAGAAGAAGGACCCUAAAGGGCUAGGACUGCAUUUUCACAAGAAUGGUGAGCCAGAAGAGGACACUGCCGGCUUACAGGCAUUUCAGGAGAGGUUAAACUGCUACAAAUGUAUCACGGAUACUCUUCAAGAGCUGGUCAACCAAAGCAAAGCGGCCCCUCAGUCUCCAAGUGUGCCCAAGAAGCCCGGUCCUCCCAUGUUGUCCUCUGACCCCAACAUGCUUAGUAAUGAAGAAGCCGGACUUCACUUUGAACAGAUGCUGAAACUGUCUCAGCGUUCUUCUGAUGAACUCUUCAAUAUAGCGUUGUUCAACUGGCUCAUACAAGCGGAUCUCACGGACAAGCUGCUAGAGCUAAACUCUCCUUUUCUGGAGCCUCACCUUGUGCGCAUGUCUAAGAUUGAUCAGAACAAAGUGCGUAGCAUGGAUUUACUGUGGAGAUACUAUGAGAAGAACAGGAAUUUCAGCUGUGCUGCAAAAGUGGUGGCUGAGCUGGCAGACAUGGACAGCACGGAUAUAUCUCUGAAACAGAGGAUUGAGUAUUUAUCCAUAGCCAUCCUAAGUGCAAAAAGUUCCUCUGGCGUGUCCACACUCUCUGACGGGGAAUUCUUGCAUGAAUUAGAAGAGAAAAUGGAGGUAGCUAGGAUCCAGCUACAAAUCCAGGGAACAUUAAUCAGAAGAUAUUCCAACCAACCGACAACCCAGAAUGCCGUGGCACUGCUUGAUUCACAGUUAAUGGAUGCCACAAGGUUAUAUGGAGAUUUUGCGGACCCGUUCAAGCUUUCGGAGUGCAAGCUUGCAAUCAUUCACUGUGCUGGCCAUUCAGACCCCAUCUUGGUGCAGAGUCUGUGGGAAGAAAUUAUAGAAAGAGAAUUAAACGACAGCAGAGGAAUGAACGCUGCCGAGCGGAUGCAGGUAUUAAAUCUGAAGCUGACCUCGCUCGGCAAGAUCUACGCCAGCACGCCACGUUACUUUCCUCUUGAGUUUUUAGUGAAGCAUCUGGAAAAACAAGUCUGCAACCUGAACUGGAACAUAGGAUUUGUGUCCCAGACCAUGCAAGAGAUCGACGUGUCGGUUCCUAAGUUGCUUGAAGUAUACGAUCACCUGUUUAAAGAAAGGGAUCCAUUUUGGACCAGAGUGAAGAAACCUCUGCACCUGCUGGAAUGUAUACACGUGCUGCUGUCUGGAUUUGCACAGGACCCCAACCAAGUCCAGAGGCAUGAAAGGCGGCUGUUUAACAUGGUGUGCCUGGACGCCAUCUCGCUCUAUCUAGUCGAGCUCCAUUCGAUGGAACCCACGCUAGCGGUACAGGCGGCCGUUGGAAACUUCAAGUCUCUACAAGCCAAAAUAGAAAGAUUAGGUUUUAACUAGUCCUUAAUGGUUUUUUUUUUUUAACUGGUUAUUCUGAAACAACCUUAAACUGAGCCCGCGAUGGUGGAAACCAACAAGCACUUGGAAGGGGUCGGAGGAAGCUGAAGAUCUGGAUUUUGUAUUCUUGACUUUUUCAAUCAGAACAUAAGUUAUGUAAAUAAAACCAAUCGGUUUAACA
Molecule: messenger RNA, 4495 nt
Organism: Bufo bufo (common toad)
Lineage: Eukaryota; Metazoa; Chordata; Amphibia; Anura; Bufonidae
Gene: NUP155
Product: nucleoporin 155
Exons: 35
Coding region: 145-4317 (1390 amino acids)
Biological process (GO): RNA export from nucleus; protein localization to nuclear inner membrane; protein import into nucleus
Cellular component (GO): nuclear pore inner ring; nuclear pore
Molecular function (GO): structural constituent of nuclear pore
Source: RefSeq, a predicted model, not a curated record